Caenorhabditis auriculariae is the source of this 4888-nucleotide messenger RNA. NCBI's taxonomy places the organism in Eukaryota, Metazoa, Nematoda, Chromadorea, Rhabditida, Rhabditidae. The record is from the annotation of a GenBank genome assembly.
AUGGCGGAGAAUCCUCUCGACAACUAUUCAUUUGAGGUUCGGGCUUUCGAUAAAACACUUGGGAAACGAAAAUAGAGAUAAAAUAUAAUACAGAAUAAAAAGCUUGGUUAUUUUCAGGAUUCUGACCGUUUCGAGGAUGAUUCUCAGGUGUCUUGGGAGUCGAACGAAGGACUCGGGACGCAAAACUGGCGUGGCUGGUCAUUUUGUUCAGCCGGCGGAAAAACGAUUCAGCCAGGUUUUUUUUUGUUCAUGAUUCGAAGUUGAAACUUGUAAUUUGACUUAUUGGUGGCAAUAGUUUCAUUAUUUUUGUUAUGAAUUCAGCAUUUAAUAAGUUGGGUUUGAGAAAAACAUAAUUCGAGAAUAACUGAAUGAAAAGUCUAUUACAACUUCUAUUGAUUGGUUUCUCUGGAAUGAGGUAUCAAUUUCUUUUCUGAAGUCCGGGAUAGUUAAAAAGAAUGAACAUUUUACAAAACUUUUUUUUUAUUUCAUAGCACAAUAAGCUGAAGAUUCUCUCAAAAAGUUGUAUUUUUAUUAUUUAUAAUUAAUUUAGCUAAAAUGGAAACUUUUUACACUCUCCAAAUUUUUAGUUAUCUUUUUUUCCCUUCUCUGACAGCUAUUUUGCAAGUAGGUAAAUUACGUUGAACAAGGAAUCUGGUGACUUUCAGUAAUGUUAAAAUUCACUGAGAUCAGGAAAGAAAAAUCGAAUUUAUUGGGAAAAAGAUGAAAACCUUCAGCGAUUUCCUGCAUGUUGUAUCAAUACCAUUACCCGACAUCUGGACGAUUUUCGGCAUCUUCAACGAAUACAGUUCAAAGAAGAAACGAUACGGCCAAACGUGAGUUUUUCCGAGAAAAAAUAGACUCAUCGAAAAAAGUGUUUUAUUAUUAUUUUUUUUUCUCAAAGUUCGCCCUCUCAGCGACGAAAAUUUUUUUUUCUCUUUUUCUCGGAAAAAGGAAAUAAUUUUUCAGCUCCAAAUUCCAUCAAAACCCUGUCCGAGUUGGCGGCUCGCGUCUCCGCCGAAAGACUUUCUUUUGAAGAACUGGAAUUGACCUACAGUUGCAUACUCAGCAGCCGCAAUAAUGUUCGUUUUUUUCUUUGGAAUCAAUAGUUAGGCUCUUUCCAGGAUUUACCCAGCAGCACGUUGCCGGAGAAGAUUUUCUUGAGCAUUAUUGUCCACUGCUUUCCCAAAAAGUCUGAGGAGAUCCGGAUGUACAGGUGUGUUUUCUCUAAUUCCAAAGAGUUUUUCUGAACUAUUUGAUUUUAAAGAAAGAACCAAUAAUUUAUGCUAAUACUGUUUCAUGUUGAGUUUUUUUAUAUUAAUCUUUUUUUUACGAAACUCAUUUUUCUUGACAUAUUUUAACAGGGGUAUUAUAAAUUCAACACAUACAUCUCUGGGUCUUUUUUUCUCUUUUAAAAGUUUAGAAAUCUGAUGUAGAUUUAAAAAAAUUCCAUGAAGAGAUUGACAUUAAUUGACAUUAUUUUUAAAAAUUUUGACAUUUCAAUCUUUAAAUAUUUUUAGUUUUUUCAAAUUAGUAACGUUUUUUUCCACCAAUUAGGUAUUACUUCUAUUUUACCUCAAAUUUUUUUAUUAUUCCGAAAUUUCUCAAAUAAUUCCUGAUUUCUAGUUGCCUCGCCAAUGGCAGCGCUGAGCCUUUCACUCAUGGCGAAGCCCUUUACCACGUCGGAAACGUCAAGAACGUCGUUCAAAUCGGUAAAUAUACUUGUUUAUUGAAAUCCCAACAAAAUCAAAAUAUGCAGGUUUUCUUCUGACGGCCCGUGUCGGAGACGCGAUCCGCGAUAUGCCCAAAAUCGAUAAAUAUUCGGUCGUUCCGUCGAAACCACAGAAGUCGCACAAUGUGUCUGUGAAAGUUGACAGGUUAUCUUUGAAAAACUUCUCAAUCAAAGUAUUUUUUUUUUGAGUCUUGAAAUCCUUUCAAGUGUUUUUUUUCUAAAUUCUUAUGCUUAUUUUUAAAAAAAACUGCUGUUUUUUUAAUUCAGAAGGUUUUUCCAAAUUUGAUUGCUUUUUUCGAAUGUCUCAUGAACUAAGCCUUGUGUAGAUUUUUUUCAAAUAUUAUUUUCCAGAAACUUUUUGUGCUUUCCCCUGUAGUUUCUUCCCAUUUCCAGAUGUCGAAUCGUGGCCACAGAUUGUUCCUGUGACUCUCCAUACACUUGGUGUCAACAUGUCGUCGCCUUGUGCUUAUUCCGAAUUUUCCAGCACUCUUCGGUACAAUACAGGUAGGAUUUUUAAGUCAUUUACGCUCUCAAGAAAACGUAGGGACAUGGGAAACUAGCACCUUGAAUUUGAAAUAUUUCCUCUUUUUUUUGAAUAAUACUGUUGGUCUCACUUUUUCUGCCCCAAGUUUGCUCAUAAAAUAAUUUUAUUGAUAGUUUUUUUUUUCCAGAGUAACGAUUUGGGACAGUGUUAACGAGUUAUCGCACGAUUCUCUUCGAAAAUUCGCCCAAUAUCUCAUCAAUGAACUUCCUGGAGAGGUUAAUUUCUCAUAAAACUCGGUUUUUCCGAUUUUUUGAUGUGAAAGGGUGCCAAUUUUUUUAUAGAGUUUAAACGGAAAACUUUAUAACUAUUUUUUUAUCUAAUAUAACGAUUUAUUCCUGCUUUCAGUACCUGCCAGUGGCUCAGAAAUUUCUUGAUGAAUUAAAAGACGCCAAUUCUUCUAUUAAUUUAAUGGAUGGUGCACCGGAUCCAACAGAUGGUGGCCAUGAACCGGUUGGUUUUUAGAAACUUUUCAGAAAAAAAGUUUGCUUUCGAAAAUGACAUCUCCAUCAUUUUCAGAGAUAAAAACGUACUUUCAGGUGGCCUAUUGGUCGCUGGAUGAGAGCAGUAUCCAUGUGAAUGUGAGAAAAAUGCUCUGCAGGUUCUGCGUUCCUUCGCCUUCCGUCCAUUGGUACGAUUUUCAUUUCUCUCUUUUUAUCUUUUAUACGAAUGUGGUCCAAUAUCAACUUUUCAAUUCUCACUGUUAGUUCCUUUGUAUGAUUUUCCAGUUGAAGUUUUAUAGAAUUUCAUGUUUUGUACAUUUUUAUUGAAUAUUUUCAUCCCCUCUCUUUGAGAAUAUAGUUAUUUUCGUCUCUUAACGUUUUUUUUGGUCUGGAUAUAAGAAUAGUAUAAUAAAAAGGAGGUUUCUUGACGCCAUGAAAGGGUUUUUCGAGUCAUAUUAAUAAUUGAAAAACCUAUUUGAAGGGUUUUUUUCAAUUUUUUUCCAAAUCAAAGCCAUAUAAGGUUUUUUUCACAAAGUUUUUUUAGUUAUUUUAGUAUUAUUUAAAUAUUUCAUUUUCUAAUAAAAAUGGAGGGCGUUUUUCCAAGUGUCUUCAGAGAUUCAUGGAUAAAAAAAUUUUUCAUCAACUUUUUUUAAAAAAAGUUGAAUGUAUUGGAAGAAAUUACGUAUAAUCUCGCGGAAAUUCGAACAUUUAGUGAUUCUAUUUGCAUAUCAAAAAGGCUUAAAAUUUAUGUUUUUUUUUUUCAUUUUGGAAAAUCCCAAAUUUUUCAGCGACGUUCAUUAUUUGAACACGACCCAACACCCGACAUCUGUGGAAUGGCACACGUUCACGAAACCUCUGAGGAACCGAGAACCCGAAGGUAUUGUGUUUGUACAAUAACUCAAAAAAUAAUCAUCAUUUUCUCUAUAGGUAUGUGGAAUCUGAUGGCGAUCGUGAGGGAAAUGAUGGCGAAACGAGAUGAAAAUGCCGUUUCCCUGUUGAGAGUCAUCACGGAAGAGUGCUUGUCCAACAGUCAGGUCGGCUUCAAAAAUAAAAAAAAGCAUGAAAAGCAUGAAAAGCAACUUUAGGUCCUUUUAUGGUGGUAUUUGACGAAAUUGGCACAGAGCGGAAAAUGGCAAUCGGCUCCAGGUAAAAUUUAUCGUAUCAAAAUGUUCUAGAUAGAUUUUUUCAGGAAAAAGUCUGGGAAUUGCCCAAAAUACGGCUCAAAUCAACUGUGCUCAACUUUGUGACGAAGUCGUCGCGCUGUGGAAAUGCGUGGCGAUCAAUCCGCAUGCCGAUUCUGAAUACAGAAAUCAGGUAAGAGAAUUAAUUUUAGGUGUGAAAGUCUAAGAAGAAAUCUGAAAACAAAAUAGUUGGUUUUAAUUGGAAAAUUGUUUUUUUUUCCUUAUUCUACGAUGCUUUUUGAAAUAUUUGAAGUGGACCAAGUUGCUUAGUUGUUGUUUUUUCAAUAAAAUAGCGAUUUUUCUGAGGAAAAGGUCAGGAUUUUUUACUGGAAUAAAAAGACCACCAAAAAAGUUUCUAGUUUUUCCUUUUUUUAAAUUUUUGAUGCUAACUUAAAGAAACUAGAAUUUUGUCCAAAUUUCUUUUGGAACGGAUUCGACCUUUUUCAUCAAUUAAUGCUUAAAAAUUACGAAAGUCGUGUUCCAGUUGGCCUCGUGCCUUGAGCACUACCACCGAUCGACAGUUUCCCGGAUUUGGUCGAUUAUCGGCGGCUCGACGACAGGACUCCCGCCGGACGGCCCCAUGGAAGUGACUGCUCUGAGCAAUCAUCAAGUUUCCAAUUUCUACGAUUUCUCAGUUUCAUUCUGGAAUUUGAGGCGGUCUUGGCCAUGCAAGGGAUCGUCGACGAGGAGUCCCGGCCUUUGACGGCUGCGACGGCCCGAUUCUGCACCGACUCCUUCCCGGGAUUCUGUCCGGCCAUCCAGAUUUGCCACGCCUUCAAUGAGGACCACGGCAUCGUUCCGCUUCAACCUGUCGCCAUUCUGAAUUUGACGACGGAGGAGGUUCUGAAGAAACUGAAAGUGAAGAAAUAAUCUGGGAAAUCUUCAGCUAUCCGAUCUGACGACGUUGCAACUGGUAUCGCCCAGAAAGAAGUUGAAGAAGAAUAAAAAGAAGAAAGAGAAAGGUUCGGAAGGAAUUAUUGUCAUUUUUGCUUGA